Molecule: messenger RNA, 3213 nt
Organism: Pogoniulus pusillus (Red-fronted tinkerbird)
Lineage: Eukaryota; Metazoa; Chordata; Aves; Piciformes; Lybiidae
Product: histone-lysine N-methyltransferase SETMAR
Exons: 2
Coding region: 18-902 (294 amino acids)
Cellular component (GO): nucleus
Molecular function (GO): protein binding; histone methyltransferase activity; zinc ion binding
Source: RefSeq, a predicted model, not a curated record
GGGACGGGGCCGGAGCCAUGGCGGCCGGCGCCGAUCUGAGCGGCGGCCUGGAGCCGCUGCCCGUGGCCGUGGCGCCGCCCGGGGAGGCCCCGCCGGCCUUUCAGUACAGCCCAGACAACGUGGCUGGAGCAGAUGGAGACGUUGACCCCACUGAAAUCACCUUCCCAGGUUGUUCCUGCCUCACCAGCUCCUGCCUGCCUCCCGCCUGCUCCUGCCUUCGCCACGGUGAAAACUACAGCAACUCCUGCCUCAGGGCUGCCGAGGAAGAGGAGGGGUACAGCAGGCCUGUGUUCGAGUGCAAUGCCAUGUGCCAGUGUGGGGAAUCCUGUCAGAACAGACUUGUCCAGAGGGGUUUGCAGCUCAGGCUGGAGGUGUUCAAGACCGAGAAGAAAGGGUGGGGCCUUCGCACGCUGGAAUUCAUAGCCCGGGGCAGCUUCGUCUGUGAGUAUGCUGGGGAAGUUCUGGGCUUCAGUGAGGCACGGAGAAGAAUUCAGGCCCAGACAUCAAAGGAUUCCAACUACGUUAUAGUGGUGAGGGAGCACCUCCACAGUGGGGGGGUCAUGGAGACUUUUGUCGACCCCACCUACACCGGUAACGUCGGCAGGUUCCUGAACCACUCCUGUGAACCAAACCUCUUCAUGGUGCCAGUCCGAGUGGACUCCAUGGUGCCCAGGCUGGCCCUUUUUGCAGCCACUGAUAUUUCUGCUGGGGAGGAGCUUUCCUACGAUUAUUCUGGAAGAUUCCAUAAUCCACUAAACCCUGUCAGAGAACAGAAGCCUUCAGAGGAAGCUGAUGGACUGAGGAAACCUUGCUACUGCGGUUCCCGCACAUGUACUUCCUUCUUGCCUUGGGACAGCUCCCUCUUUGCCACGCUAGACCCUUGCUCAGGGAGCUCCCCGUAGCUCCUCAGCCAUGUUCUCUGGAAGUUAAACCAAACUCUGCCUAUGAAUUCCAGCGAGGAUGCAGCUCUGGUGUUGAGGAACAGCUGAAAGAAGCUUGACAGUCGUUUUUGCAACAUCCAUUCUUUGCUCUGUGCAGUUUGAGCUUCAACUCCGUCAUUACCUUUCACCAAACACACACAAAGCAGAGGGUCUUGGGGGGAUUUGCUGCUCUGCAGAUCAUUGGCAAGUCCUUUUUUAAUGAAAAAGACAACUUAGAUUGGGACCUGAAAGACUAACCUGACAGUGCCAAGGGACAAAAGACAUUUUGCUGCUUGUUGCUAAACACAAUCUGACUUGGUCUCUACUUGUACUUGGUCAGCUUCAGUGUUAGCUGCUGCACAUUUUAUGUGUGGCCUUCAUGCUUCUGCUGCUGGGAAGAAUCCCUGCAUGGUGGGGUUGGAAGGGACCUCUGCAGAUCAGCCAGUCCAAGUCCCUGCCAAAGCAGGGCACCCCCAGCAGCUUGCCCAGCAGCACAGUGCCCACUGGGGCCAGAAGCUCUCCACACAUGGAGACUGCACAAUCUCUGUGGGCAGCCUGCUCCAGCACCUUCACACCGAACAACUUUCUCCUCCUGUUUAGGUGCAGGAUUAGGAGGAAUUUACAUGUGGCUGGGGUGUUAAAAAUCAUCAUGUGAUUGUUGAUCAUUAAGGUCACUUCUGUCAGUACAAAAAGCUUGCAGAGGGUUUCAGCUGCAUGGCAAAAGCAGUUCACUAACUGUUGACUCUUCAUUCCCUGCCUAAUCAAGGGUGUCUGCUUCUACAGGAGAACCUCUCCAGGUCUGCACACUGCACUGGAUACCAGAUCACAGCCGGGGCUGUGAGGUCUUUUGUCCUAUCCAGAGUCUGAUCUGGUUUUCUUCCCUCAAAGGGCACUGUGCAGGGUUGGAAGGGGAUGAUCCCAUCUGCUUCUUUCCCUCCUGGAAAAAGUGUCACCACUAGUUGGACACCAGCUGCAUUCCUGCUCCUCAGGGUGAGAUGGGUUUGCAAGCUGACAGCAGGGUGUGUUACCUUCCUGUCAGCAAUUUGCACUUGGCAUGGUCUGGAGUAGCUAAGGAAGUGGAGAGUCAAACAAACCAACCCCAAAACACAACCCCCCAGACACCAGGAGCGCUUAUCAGCUCCUUACAUCACCAGCUUUGAAGCAGAGAACACAGCUCUGCCUCUAUCUCUCGGCAACCCUACCCUUACAGUCCCAGCUGCUGGUAUCAGACACCUGGCUAGGGCAGAAUUCCAAGGAUGAAACAAGAAGAAAGCUUUGUACUGCUGAAAGCAGUAGCAGCCAGCCCUUGGAAGGCCACUCAAGGACAUGAAAUAUGUUGUCAACAAGUUCUAAAGCCUGAGGGCAAUCCCAGAAUCCCAGCAUGGAGUGGGUUGGAAAGGAGCUCUGGAGGUCAUCCAGUUCAGGGCCCCUGCUAAAGCCCAGCUGGGCAUAGAAGCUCUCCACACAAGGAGACUCCACAACCUCUCUGGGCAGCCUGCUCCAGGCCUCCAGCACCCUCACAUCAAACCUCUUUCUCCUCCUGUUCAGGUGGAAUCUCCUGGGUUCCAGUUUGUGCCCAGUGCCCCUUGUGCUGUCCCUGGGCACUGCUGGGCCAGCCUCAUCCUCCUCCUGCCCCCUACCCUUUAGCCAGGAUUCUGUUCUGCCCAUUUCUCUUCCUCCUUGCUCAAAUUCCUCUCCUUUAAAAACAAUGUAAUAAAAAUACCCCCCUUAGAAGAGUUUCAGACUUUACCUUCUUAGAACUCAGGGCUCACAGGUACCUCUGCCAGCUUCUCACUCUAACCAUCUUGAUCCAAGGAGAGAACCUUUGGUUACCUUCAGUUUGUUGUGAUGCUUUCUUUGCAGGUACCCAAAUGAAGCCAACACUACAGCCAUGACAUUGUCUGCUCCUCCAUCAAUAAAGUGCAGCACAAAGAAAUGCUUAGAGUUUAUUCCAGCAUGUACAACAUUUCUGACCACCAUGCCCCUGAGAAUUGCCACCCCUCAGCUGCAGAAGGCACUCUAGAGCAGCAAGGAUCUACCUAGAACAAAACCCAUCAUUUCUGGACCUGAUUUUCCCUGCAGCAGGAGUGUUAACACAAAAGCUACACUGUCUGCCUAGGCAGCUGCCUGCCAGUCCUCACUCUUGCCUCCUUCCAUCUUACAAAGCUGCCUAGAAUUUAACUGCCUCAGGAUUUAUUUCAAGCCCUCUAGAAAAUGAAGUCCCUGUAGAAAUUCCAACUAUGUAAAGAUGCCUUUGUGAUUUAAUUAACAAAUAAAACUAUGCCAUAAAUAA